Mercurialis annua (annual mercury) is the source of this 2335-nucleotide messenger RNA. RefSeq names its product ankyrin repeat-containing protein ITN1-like. Gene Ontology annotation, molecular function: protein phosphatase 1 binding; protein phosphatase regulator activity. Gene Ontology annotation, cellular component: plasma membrane. NCBI's taxonomy places the organism in Eukaryota, Viridiplantae, Streptophyta, Magnoliopsida, Malpighiales, Euphorbiaceae. The record is from RefSeq and is a predicted model, not a curated record. The coding region runs from base 300 to 2135 and encodes 611 amino acids. The transcript is spliced from 5 exons.
UCCAAUUGCACAACUCUGGCCCCACCGUAGGCCCGGCGGCUUGAAAAUGACAAACCCAAUUUUUCGGCAAAAUCAAACGCCUCUGACUCCGACUCUCCAUUUUCCCUCCUCGGAAAUUUCACCCGCUCCUUCCUCUUCCUCCUUCUCCACCUAACCUCUCUUUUUUCUUCACCCACAUUCCCAUGUAAUGAAACGUAACCAUUAUUAUAUUCUCCAUAUUUGUCAAUAUUAAUCUCUUCACAUACAUCACAAAUUCCCUCGUUAUAAUGAUUUGAUAGCCACAUAUCAUAACAUCUAACAUGGGGUCUGGAUUCGAAGAAGGAGGAAUGGAGAGAGAUCAAGAGAGGGGCAUGGAAAAUUCAUGUCGGUCAAGUCCAAAUUUUCUUUAUUUUCUCUCUGAAGCAUCGUCUUCGUAUCCUUCUCCGGGAAGAUCGUCGCCGAUGUCAACGCCGAGAGCUGGCACUCUUGUUCUCUCCAACUCCGGCAAGGCUCUUCUUGUUUCCAGUUCUAGUAAGUCUCUUGUCUCCAAUUCUGGUAAGCGCUUUGACAAAAAAAAGUAUGUCAAGCAAGUUACUGGAAGAUUUCAUGACACUGAGCUGCACCUGGCUGCUCAGCGUGGGGAUUUGGGUGCUGUCAAGCAAAUUCUUGCUGAGAUUGAUGCACAAAUGACCGGGACGUUGAGUGGUGCUGAUUUUGAUGCUGAGGUGGCUGAGAUAAAGUAUGCAGUAGUGAAUGAGAUGAACGAAUUGGGAGAAACGGCAUUGUUUUCAGCGGCUGAGAAAGGGCACUUGGAGGUUGUGAAGGAGCUGUUGCAGCAUACGAGUAAGGAAGCCCUGUCGUUAAAGAACCGGUCUGGAUUGGAUUCUUUGCAUGUGGCUGCUAGUCAAGGUCAUCAAGCCAUCGUGCAGAUUCUAUUAGAGCACGAACCCUUGCUGAGCAAAACGGUUGGUCAAUCAAAUGCAACUCCUCUCAUGUCUGCUGCUACGAGGGGGCAUACUGCAGUAGUUGAGGAAUUGCUUUCAAAAGAUUCUAGUUUGCUAGAGAUAUCUAGAUCUAAUGGAAAAAAUGCAUUACAUCUAGCAGCUCGUCAAGGGCAUGUUGAGAUUGUGAAGUCAUUGCUCAACAAAGAUCCGCAAUUGGCUCGUAGGACUGAUAAGAAAGGGCAGACUGCGUUGCAUAUGGCCGUCAAAGGGGUGAGCUGCGAAGUGGUGAAGCUGCUUCUUCAGGCAGAUGCCGCUAUUGUCAUGCUACCUGAUAAGUUUGGCAAUACAGCAUUGCACGUCGCCACUAGAAAGAAACGGGCAGAGAUAGUGAAUGAACUGUUGCGUCUUCGUGACACCAACGUAAAUGCGCUAACACGGGACCAUAAAACAGCUCUUGAUAUAGCUGAGGCGCUCUCAUUUUCUGAAGAGGUCUUUGAAAUAAGGCAAUGCUUGGCUCGUUAUGGCGCAGUCAAAGCAAAUGAUCUUAACCAGCCACGAGAUGAGCUCCGAAAUACUGUAACACAGAUUAAAAAUGAUGUCCACAUCCAGCUCGAGCAGACCAGGAAAACAAACAGAAACGUUAACGGGAUUGCUAAAGAGAUCCGUAGGCUUCACAGGGAAGGAAUUAACAAUGCCACCAACUCAAUAACAGUUGUUGCCGUAUUGUUUGCAACAGUUGCAUUUGCUGCUAUUUUCACAGUUCCUGGUGGUGAUGAUAGCAAUGGAACGGCUGUGAUGGCGAAAACUACAGCAUUUAAAAUAUUCUUUAUCUUUAACGCUAUCGCUCUGUUCACAUCACUGGCUGUUGUGGUAGUACAAAUCACAAUCGUCAGGGGAGAAACGAAAGCAGAAAGGCGCGUGAUAGAGGUGAUCAAUAAGUUAAUGUGGUUGGCAUCCGUAUGCACUUCGGUGGCGUUUAUUUCAUCGUCAUAUAUAGUCGUCGGGAGGCAUUACCAAUGGGCUGCUAUUCUCGUUACGGUUAUUGGCGGAGUUACGAUGGCCGGAGUUCUUAGUGCUAUGACUUAUUAUGUAAUGAAGUCGAGAAGGAAACGCAGAGUGAGAAAGCGACAGAAAUAUAAUAAAAGUGCAGGAAAUAGUUCGUGGUAUGUUACGGAAACUGAGUCGGAAGUUAACACAAUUUAUGCCAUUUGAUGGUUAAUUGUCUAGCAAGAAAUGGGAGAUUACAGAAGAUUUUUGCAUUGUACGUAAGAUCAUUUGCUGUUCAUACCAUUUAUUUAUUCUUUUGUAUGUCUGAGGAGAAGUAGCAAUGCUAACAGAAGAUUGAACUUGAAGUAAAUGAACAUUUUGGCCUUUUGGAUUGCUGAAGAUGAAUAUAUUACUAUUGGAGUAUA